Durusdinium trenchii is the source of this 840-nucleotide messenger RNA. The record is from the annotation of a GenBank genome assembly. Lineage: Eukaryota; Dinophyceae; Suessiales; Symbiodiniaceae.
AUGUUGUGGCAUUCCGGAGAAGGAGAAGGAAUUUCAUAUAUGGUUUCAUGUGUUUUCCAUGAUUGUCAAAGUGCGCUGAGGAACUACACCAUCAUCAAGGAGCUGGGCGAAGGGAAGUUCGGCCAGGUGAAGGAAGUGCUUCGCACCGGGACCAAGCAGCGUUUUGCGUGGAAGCAAGUCACAUCGGAGAAGGAUCCCUACUACAAAGUGGAACUGGAGAUCCUCGGCAACCUGGAGCACGAGGGCAUUAUCGGCGUUGUUGAGGCCUACACCCAGGAAGGUGUGGUCGACAUGGUGCUGGAGCUUUGCAAGAUCAGCCUGCAGGGCGGCAAGAAGCAAUACGUGCGCCCCUCAUCAUGGGACAUUGCUUCGACCAUGCUUCAGAUCUUUAGCGCAGUGGCCUUCCUUCACGAGAGCCAGGUUGCACAUCGUGACAUCAAGCCAGACAAUGUACUGUUGUCUACGGGCGAACGUUGGAAAUUGGCGGAUUUCGGCCUGGCGUCGCGUUUCAAGAGCGGAAGCUACAUGGAGGAAGUGGUGGGCACUCAACCCUUCAAAGCGCCUGAGGUGGAGAAAGGGUACUAUACCGAGAAAUGCGACGUCUAUAGCACAGGAGUGCUCUUUAUCGCGUUGGCCACGGGCAAAGAAUGGUGGCGGCCCGAGAGUGUCUCGGAGACGACGAAACCGUGUCCUCGACCGACGACGUGUCGAGGACGUGUCAAGCGAGGGAUGAAGCGAGUUUUCCGACACGUUUCUCCGGGACACGGGUGCCGACACGUUGGGAGCGAGCGACACGUUUCUCCGGCCUGCCGACAUCAAAUGAAGAUCGGGUGGGAGUGA